This is a messenger RNA of Ylistrum balloti, 1338 nucleotides long. RefSeq names its product ribosome-binding protein 1-like. The transcript is spliced from 2 exons. Bases 1 to 1338 code for a protein of 445 amino acids. Lineage: Eukaryota; Metazoa; Mollusca; Bivalvia; Pectinida; Pectinidae. The record is from RefSeq and is a predicted model, not a curated record.
AUGGGGAGGAAAGGGAAAAGGGGCUCAAGGAUACUACAGACAAGUAAGGGGAAAGGACGGGGAGUAAAGGGGAAAAGGGGCUCAAGGAUACUACAGACAAGGGGGAAGAGAGGGAGGAAAGGGGAAAAGGGGCUCAAGGAUACUACAGACAAACAAGUAAGGGGAAGGAGGGAGGAAAAGGGGAAAAGGGGCUCAAGGAUACUACAGACAAGUAAGGGGGAAGGAGGGGGAGGAAAAUGGAAAAGGGGCUCAAGGAUACUACAGACAAGUAAGGGGAAGGAAGGGGAGGAAAGGGGAAAAGGGGCUCAAGGAUAUAACAUACAAAGGAGAGGACUAAAGGGGAAACAAGCUCAAGGGGGAAAGGAGGGGGAGGAAAGGGGAAAAGGGGCUCAAGGAUACUACAGACAAGUAAGGGGAAAGGACGGGGAGGAAAGGGGAAAAGGGGCUCAAGGAUACUACAGACAAAGGGGUAAGGGGAAAAGGGGCUCAAGGAUACUACAGACAAGUAAGGGGGAGGAGGUUAAAGGGGAAAAGGGGCUCAAGGAUACUACAAACAAGGGGGAAGAGAGGGAGGAAAGGGGAAAAGGGGCUCAAGGAUACUACAGACAUGUAAGGGGGAAGGAAAGGGGAAAAGGGGCUCAAGGAUACUACAGACAAGUAAGGAGGAAAGGAAAGGGGAAAAGGGGCUCAAGGAUACUACAGACAAGUAAGGGGAAAGGAGUGGGGAGAAAAUGGGAAAAUGGGCUCAAGGAUACUACAGACAAGUUAGGGGAAGGAAGGGGAGGAAAGGGGAAAAGGGACUCAAGGAUACUACAGACAAGUAAGGGGAAGGAAGGGGAGGAAAGGGGAAAAGUGACUCAAGGAUACUACAGACAAGUAAGGGGGAAGGAGGGGGAGGAAAGGGGAAAAGGGGCUCAAGGAUACUUCAGACAAGUAAGGGGGAAGGAGGGGGAGGAAAGGGGAAAAGGGACUCAAGGAUACUACAGACAAGUAAGGGGGAAGGAGGGGGAGGAAAGGGGAAAAGGGACUCAAGGAUACUACAGACAAGUAAGGGGGAAGGAGGGGGAGGAAAGGGGAAAAGGGGCUCAAGGAUACUACAGACAAGUAAGGGGGAAGGAGGGGGAGGAAAGGGGAAAAGGGGCUCAAGGAUACUACAGACAAGUAGGGGAAGGAGGGGGAGGAAAGGGGAAAAGGGGCUCAAGGAUACUACAGACAAGUAAGGGGGAAGGAGGGGGAGGAAAGGGGAAAAGGGGCUCAAGGAUACUACAGACAAGUAAGGGGGAAGGACGGGGAGGAAAGGGGAAAAGGGGCUCAAGGAUACUACACAAGACAGGUUAG